Messenger RNA from Drosophila bipectinata, 3398 nucleotides. RefSeq lists its product as uncharacterized. The record is from RefSeq and is a predicted model, not a curated record. NCBI's taxonomy places the organism in Eukaryota, Metazoa, Arthropoda, Insecta, Diptera, Drosophilidae.
AAAAUUAAUAAAAACCUAAAGAGUUUAGUUUAAAAUUACCUUAAACAAGGAUUAAUCGCAAAGUGCGUGUGCUGGAAUCUAUUAAUAUCGAAAAAAGAGUAUACGCAGCACGCCUUUAACUGCGCAUGCCCCGGCCCCUUGGCCAGAAACCGAGCAGUACCAGUGUCAGUUGCCGCAGUCUGGAGCUCCGACUCACCCCCUCCCGAACGACAGUGCCACCGGAAUAGCUGCGCCACCCCCCGCCAAUCGAGGCCAACAGAAAAAGGAGGAACAGCAGCAACAGCAGGUGACACCUGGGCCACCUCAAGGCUGUUCCUUUCGGACAGUUUCGGAAUGGCGGCCGUCGUCCACGGUUGCAGCAGUCCCCGCCAGCGUUCCUGCAACGGCAGCAGCUCCCCGGGCGGUCAUCAUGGCUCCACGCCCUCCUCCGCCUACCCCACCAUGCCGAAAUACUCCAGGACAGCCAGUCAAACGCUGUACGCCACCAGCCAACAGCUUUUCGGUGGUGGCCUGGCGGACAAUUACGGCAAUGGACCGCUCUACAUGUCCUCUGGCUCCGGGCAGCGUCCCCUCUCCGCCUCGGCUCUGCCGGAGACGGCGGCGGCCAGCCGAAAUUACUGGGGCCAUCAUAAUGCCUUUUACCACACCGGAGGCAGGCACUACAAUAAGCGCAAGUCCGCCGUAGAGCUCCUGGCGGAGUCCAAGCCCUUCUACAUCAAGUCCGAGGCGGUUUUCGAGAGACUCCAGCAGUCUGGCUACCGGAAUGGCUCCGGAAACAAUGGAGGCAGCGGCAAGAGGGGUCGCCGGCCGGAGGAGUCUCAUGGAGGUCAUCACUAUGGGAUGCAGCAGUACGACGACCUGGAGGAGCGUCGCUACAUGAGUCUGAAUAUUAGCAGGCAGCAACAACAGCAGCAGCAGCAGCAGCAGUACCUGCACAAUCACCACCCCCAUCCCCACCCACACCAGCACCACCCGCACCGUCACUCCGCCCAGGGCCAAGGUCAAGGCCGGGCGGGGGGUGGUAGUGGAGCUGCCGUGAACAACAAUCUGCUGCAACACAAGCUGCGCAUGCUGCUUGGCUCGGAGGCGAGCAAGGAGCGAAAUGGAGGCGGCACCUUGAGGCGCCACGAGUUGAGUGACGGCAGUGCCGAGCUCCUGCCCACCGACUACGGUGAGGACGAUGCUGGCCAGGCGGGUGCCUUGAGGAUACCACCACCACUUUAUAUGCCGGCUCACGGAUUCGGCCGCGAUGGAGAGGAGCCACUGGUGCUCACGGAAAACUAUCGACCAAUCAGCCCGCCGGCGGAAUACGCGGCCAAGUCGGGACAAGCGCACAAUGAUCGUUACAGAUACAACUAUCAGCGCUCCUAUUCGCACUCUCACGAAGUGGCCAAUGCUGGUGAGGAACGGGCUCCGUAUCCUUCCGGGGAUUUCAACAUCAACAGCCACAAGUCGCUGCCGGAUCUGCACACCCAGAUCAGCCGUCAUUCACCGCACAGCGAGAUCCUGAGCUGCUGCAGUCGAGGCAACCGCUCCAUCAAGUCCGCCGGAGAGUCAUCCAUCAACCGGGACUCCGGUGGAAGCUCCGGGCACUAUACCCAUCGCAGUGAACCCUGCUACAAGCGGGAGAGGCAGAGGGAUGCAGCCCCCCCGGCUAGUGGCACCAUCAAGAACUGUUGCACCCUGGUUGCGGCCACGCGAAGGGAUAGUGGCUCCUCCACCCAGCACAGUGCCAAUUCCUAUUGCGGCUAUGUCACGCCGGCGGGCGAGUACUCGGGCAUGAGUAGUGGACGUAACCCGGAGUGCCUUGACUGCCGUUGCAAGCAGGAUACUAUGGGAUCGGAUUACCUAUUGAAUUUUACGCCCACGCCGGAAGUGCCGGAGGCCUUCCAGGACGACUACACCCCGACACCGCCUUCGCCGCGCUUGAAGACGCAGACGCCACGCUACUCGAGCUCCUCUAGCCAGCAGCUCCAUACCAGUUCCCAGGGCUACACGAGCAUCAAUCACUCGCAGAGCUCCCUGGUCCAGAGCCCGGGAUCGGCGCCCUCGGUUGACGACAUUAGUCCACCGCCAAUUCAGUUUAAACGACAGAGGUGCAUCCGUUUCAAGAACAGGAAUCGACUGCCCGUUCAAGGAGAAAUUGGAGGAUCAUCUGGUGUCUCCGGAGGAAUCAGCGGAUCUGGUGGCGGCCUGGCCCCAGGAGUCGGAGUCCUGGCCGCCUACAAACAGCACCGCGGCAGUGUGGAGCACGAGAACGUUUUCUUCCCCAAAGGUUUCACCACGGAGGGCUACCACAACAGCCUGGACAUGGAAAGGGAGGCACUGAAUGCCAGCAUCUCGGAGCUGGAGAAGUUCUUCGACCGCCUGGGUCUCAACGACGAGGCCUUCCACGAGAUCUACAGUCAGCCGAGGCGGCACCACUCGGAGACGGACAACGGGUCGGAUGAUUCCAGCACCGUAUUCUUCUCGGACGUGAGUACGGUGGACUCCAUGAGGCUACCGGAUAGCACGGAAACCCAGCCACAGACCACACAGGCCUACCGGCCCUCGGAGCCGCCGUCUAUUGUGGAGCGGAAUGCAAGGAUCAUCAAGUGGCUGUGCAAUUGCAAAAAGAUGCAGUGCACCUGAGGACCACAGGAGCAGUGCAGCUGCGGAUUUGGCCGAUGAGGCAUUUGCGGAAACGGAAGCCCCGGGAGACGAAUGGAUUUGGGGAGCAUGACGAAUCCCUUGGGCAUUAGAAAAUGUAUCUUGGUGUUAUAUGCCUAAUAUCAAACUGAAUCUUUUUACCUGAACAAUAUAUAUUAAACUUAAAUUUCUAAAUCUUGCCCAAGGAUUUGAUAUGCAAUCCAGCAUAAUCCGUGAGCUCCAAUCCAAACUAAAACACACUGCUCAAUAUGUCAAGUUAAGUCAGUUUAAAGUUUAAACUUUAAAGCAAGUUUCGAUUUAGAAAGAUUAGCCUCACCUCUCACCUACCUGUACAAUGGAACUAGGAAUUAUAGGUCCAGAAUCCUGGACUCUGAUCCUUCUUAGCUGCGAUCGCUCCGGCGCAGUUCAAUUAAACCAUUAUUGAUAUUUGUAUUUGCUAAAGGUAAUGAAGUUGUCUUACGUAUACUAUGUAUUAACCAAAUAGCAAAGGCCAUCGUUCGUAAAUUAAUCUUAUACACAAGCGGUAUUAUUAGAUGAAUUAUUGUACAAUUAGCUCUCGUAACUUAUAUAAAUAUAUAUAUAAACUCGUAUGACUAGUUGCCAAAAAAUUCAAAUACAAAUGUGAAUUACACGAACUCACUGAAACCACAAAUUGAAAUUGAAAUGAACCUACCUAUUUAUGUAAUUGUACAUGGUUUGCAUGACGAAUAAUAAAAUAUUUACGAUUAUCAAAUUAAUUGAAAUUCAUA